AUGAAGGAGAGUGGAGGCAGGAGUGGAGCGGAGUGGCCCGUGUGCCUCACCUCCUAUCUACCAUCUCUGCCUUCACCUCCGCAAGUUGCUCUCCCCGCGAACUAUCCCCACCAAACCCCUACCUUACACCGUAAGACUCCCCCUGUCGUCACUCCCUCCUGCCCUCCUCUGGCUCGGUCCGGGUCGUCAUCUGACAGCUCCUCCCAGUCUCGCCGAUCCGGGCUGGUCGCAUCGGUAGCUCCACGCCAUCUCGUCAUCUGCGCUGCUCCUCCUCGACCUUCCUACCCUCCUCCACGAGAGUUCAGCGCUUCCAGGCCCAAUCACCGUCCGUCUCGCUGCAGCCGUAAUCGUCCCCCUCCCUUCGUGGAUCGUGCUCCGAAGGUUGAACGUCUCUUCCUCCGCUUGGCCCUUCCGCCGCGUCCGUUGACGUCGUGCCCUCUGCACGGCCUCGAUCUUCGAUCCGCUCCUGCCGCGUCGGAAACUCCCCGUGCUGGGAAUUCCCCGUCCCUGAAGGCAGCUCUGACGACUGCUGCAUAUUCAUCCGGAACCGAAUUCGUCAACCCAGGUCGGUCGAACCGACCGUGGCUGUGGGUGACGCGCAUCCUCACAAGGCAACCGACACUAUCCCACCUCUGGAUUAGGGAUCCUCCACAAACUUUUGUUCGGCUAGCCUUCCUCUCCAGCUCUCUCACGGCGUCCCUCGCUCCCCGGGAUCUUUCGUUGAUUCGUGGCUAUCGGAUCCGUAGGGCUUAA
This is a messenger RNA of Penicillium argentinense, 753 nucleotides long. RefSeq lists its product as uncharacterized. The coding region runs from base 1 to 753 and encodes 250 amino acids. Lineage: Eukaryota; Fungi; Ascomycota; Eurotiomycetes; Eurotiales; Aspergillaceae. The record is from RefSeq and is a predicted model, not a curated record. The transcript has a single exon.